Messenger RNA from Catharus ustulatus (Swainson's thrush), 1413 nucleotides. It is a transcript of the gene C21H9orf78, whose product is annotated as chromosome 21 C9orf78 homolog. The transcript has 9 exons. NCBI's taxonomy places the organism in Eukaryota, Metazoa, Chordata, Aves, Passeriformes, Turdidae. Gene Ontology annotation, biological process: mRNA splicing, via spliceosome. Bases 79 to 948 code for a protein of 289 amino acids. The record is from RefSeq and is a predicted model, not a curated record. Gene Ontology annotation, cellular component: spliceosomal complex.
GUGACGUCAUCGCGGCGCGCCGGCGCGGCAGGAGGGAAGCGGCGGAGUGGCGGCCGCGGCGCGGCAGCAGCCGGAGCCAUGCCGGGCCCGAAGUCCUUCCGCCGGCGCAGGGAGGACGACGAGGAGGAGGAGGAGGACGAGCAGCUCGCCGAGGAGGUCAGGUUAAAACUUGAGGAAGCCAAAGAAGUUCAGAGUCUCAGAAAGCGGCCCAAUGGGGUGAGUGCUGUAGCUCUGCUGGUGGGAGAGAAGUUGCAGGAAGAAGCCACGCUUGUGGAUGACCCAUUUAAGAUAAAAUCUGGGGGAAUGGUGGACAUGAAGAAGCUGAAAGAAAGAGGCAAAGACAGGAUUAAUGAAGAGGAAGAUCUGAACUUGGGAACUUCCUUCUCAGCAGAAACCAACAGGCGGGAUGAAGAUGCUGACAUGAUGAAGUACAUUGAGACUGAGCUGAAGAAGAGAAAGGGAAUUGUGGAGAAUGAGGAGCAGAAAGUGAAGCUCAAGAAUGCUGAGGACUCCCUGUAUGAGCUGCCAGAGAACAUCCGUGUCUCCUCUGCCAAGAAGACUGAGGAGAUGUUGUCCAACCAGAUGCUGAGUGGCAUUCCUGAAGUGGACCUGGGAAUCGAUGCAAAAAUAAAAAACAUCAUCUCAACUGAAGAGGCCAAGGCCAAGCUGCUGGCAGAACAGCAGAACAAAAAGAAAGACAGUGAAACUUCCUUUGUUCCCACCAACAUGGCUGUUAAUUAUGUCCAGCACAACAGAUUUUAUCAUGAGGAGCUGAAUGCACCAGUGCGAAGGAACAAGGAGGAGCCAAAGCCCCGACCACUGAGAGUGGGGGACACAGAGAGGCCAGAACCUGAGCGGUCUCCUCCAAAUCGCAAACGCCCCCUCAAUGAAAAAGCCACGGAUGAUUAUCACUAUGAGAAGUUCAAGAAGAUGAACAGACGAUACUGAUGAAUAUGGACUGAAGGCUUUGAAGUUGUUCCUGUUUUCCACCAAUAAAGGACUUUGUGUCAGUGGCCUGCGAUGGAGGUUGGGAAGAGUCACCACCUUCAGAUGCUGAUGUUACCUGCGAAGCUUUUCCUGUGUGAUCUUGUAGUGAAUCAGUUUGCAGGUGAUUGUGAACUUUUUGGUUGGUGUAACUUUGUAUAUAAAUAUGUUCUUUUAAUUAAGUUUUAUAAUGGAAAAUGAGCUUUCAUGGUUGGCAUUUUUUAAUGAGAAAACAAAUUGGCUUUUAUAGAUUUUUCUUUUCACCAUCUUGAUACUAAAAAAAGAGGUCCUUUAAAAGCAGCAAUGCUGUUUGCUUUGUAAAGCCCUUGGGAGUUUGUCUUCUUGUCCACAUGUCUUCUCCAGAAGUGCAGUGUGGGUACUUGUAGUGAAGAUUUGUACUUUGAAAACAGUAAAAGUGUUUUUUAAGUU